Penicillium vulpinum is the source of this 183-nucleotide messenger RNA. RefSeq lists its product as uncharacterized. The record is from RefSeq and is a predicted model, not a curated record. The transcript has a single exon. Bases 1 to 183 code for a protein of 60 amino acids. NCBI's taxonomy places the organism in Eukaryota, Fungi, Ascomycota, Eurotiomycetes, Eurotiales, Aspergillaceae.
AUGGCUGUAAUGAUCGACCGGGUGCUCGUCAUUCACAUCAAAGUCGACGACAUCUUGACGGAUGGAAAACUGGAUAUUGGAAAUACUCAAGAGAUACGAGGUGGUGAAAAACACUCUCCAAUGUCGGACGAUGGAUUGUAUGGAAGGAAGCGCGAAGUGCAAUCAAGAGGCCUAAUCGCAUGA